Messenger RNA from Gossypium arboreum, 441 nucleotides. RefSeq lists its product as uncharacterized. Lineage: Eukaryota; Viridiplantae; Streptophyta; Magnoliopsida; Malvales; Malvaceae. Bases 1 to 441 code for a protein of 146 amino acids. The record is from RefSeq and is a predicted model, not a curated record. The transcript has a single exon.
AUGGUGGCCGGCGCGUUGAGCCAUAGGGUUAAGUCGUACUUGAGGGCUAUGCUUGCCCGUUUAAGCUUGUUGGAUGAUGGUAGUUUGUUAGGUGAGCUGCAAGUAAAGCCGGUGUGGGUCGAGGAGAUAAAGAGUAAGCAGUUAGUGGAUGAGACUUUGGGUGCUUGUUUUAGACAAGUAGAAAAUGGAGAGACGUCAGACUUUGGGAUAAAUAGUGAAGGAUUGUUGUGUUUUCGUGGGAGAAUGUGUAUACCGAAGGACGAGGAUCUAAGGCAGUCUAUUCUACAGGAAGCACAUAGCAGCCUCUAUGCUAUGCAUCCUGGCAGAAAAAAGAUGUAUCAAAAUUUGCGUGAGCUUUAUUGGUGGCUUGGAAUUAAGCGCGAGGUUAUGGAGUUCAUAAGUAAAUGCUUGUUUUAUCAAAAGGUGAAGGCGGAACAUUAG